Molecule: messenger RNA, 3846 nt
Organism: Coregonus sp. 'balchen'
Lineage: Eukaryota; Metazoa; Chordata; Actinopteri; Salmoniformes; Salmonidae
Source: the annotation of a GenBank genome assembly
AUGGAUUCACUUGAUGCCCAGAGGAAAUACCUGGUGACCUGCUCAGAGUCCCUUAUAUUGAGCCAUGGUCAGGGACCAGGUUUGGACCUGGAGGAGAAAGAGUCUGACCCUCAACAAGUUGUUAUGGUCAAUCUGAGCCGCUUACUGCUGAAAAACCUGGAUAAUUUGGGAAGUUGCAGGUCACUAACAGUAUGCAUUUUGGCGGACAAUUUUAUAUCCAAGAUAGAUGCUCUCAUCACAUGUGUACAUAUAGUGAAGUUGGAUCUUAAAGGAAAUCAGGUACUUUUUAUUUAAUUAAGGCCUAACCUUUAUAUAACCAGGAAAUGCCAUUGAUGUCAGAAGACCUCUUUCCGAGGGAGACCUGGAUAGGACUCAAUUCACAUGAUUUGAGUGGUAUAUCUUAUUCCUUUGCUAUACCUGAUUGCUACUGUCUGUAUCUGAUUGUAGAAAACCAUUUAUAUUCUGUAUCAUACUAAACAUCAUGGUUAAUACUGUAUCUUGCUCUCUUUUUUUGAGUUUUGCAUUCAGAAUAUGAAAUGUGAGCGUGAUGUAUUCUAGCUCUGGUCCAGGGUGUUACUGCUACUCCUUAGUAGAGGAACGGGCAGUAAAGCCCUGGACCAGAACUAGAUAGAUGUAUUCCAUCUGUCUUUCAGAUAACCCAACUCCCCGGCGUAGUGUUCUGGGACAGCCUGAGACGACUCCAGCUUCUCCAUCUACAUGACAACAACAUGGGGACUAGAAAGAACAUUGAGGGGUUGUCAGGCUGUCCUAACCUUACGGCGUUGACCCUCUACGACACACCGCUCAGCCUAAAGGGAAACUACAGACACUGCAUCAUCAACAGCAUCUGGUCACUGAAGGCUCUGGAUAACUAUGUGGUCUCUGACGAGGAGAUCAUUGAAAACUGGAUUCUCCCUCUGCAUUUCAAACCCCUCUAUCCUAAUUUUUACUUGAACCUCUAUCCAACAGCUAAGACGGUUUGUAGGCCUUCUUGUGCUCCUUAAUGUCAUUUGCAAUCUGUGUUUCCCAUGUUAUGUCCAUGGUGUAUCCUCCAUAAUUUUUCAAUAAACUUUUAAAUUGUCUCAUCCAGGGGCCUUAUCAGAGUGAAAUGAGAGCAAUCCAUAAGAUUAUAUCAGAGGUCAAUAGGAUCCAGUCCGUUUAUUCUCCAACGUUGAUCAUCCAACGAUGGAUCAGGGGACAUCUGACCAGAAAAAGGCUUGGGUAAAGCGUUUACUGUUGCCAUACUGUUCAUUGAAAAUUGACACAAGUAUUCCAAUGUACCCAUUGAUUCUUGAAGAAUAUAACUGUCGUAACUGAACCCAAAAUAUAAGCUUGUUUUACUCCAAUGUUUGUAAAGAAAGUAAAUGUGAACAAACACUGUAUAGCCUCAAAACAUGGUUAAAACUAUAAUGUUGAUAUCAUGGAUGAUCAGUCCUUUGAGAGUAAUUACAUUUCUCCAGUCCCAUCCCUCAGCUUUUUACCGAAACAGUGGCGGGGAGCCCACUGUUAUUGUUUCACUUCUGAUUGUCCCUUUAAAGAAUUGAUUUAUAUAGGAAACCAAAUCCUUGUAUAGGAGAUCAUUUUCCUAUAGAUCAUUGACUGCAGACAAUCACCUCUCUUUCCUUGUGUAUUCUGUGUCAUCGUGUUUCACUGAAAUGUUAUCUGUUUUUAUUCUGUCAGACUUGUCCCUGCUGUGCCGAGCCGUAAGAGGUUCAGCCUCAGAGUCCAUCUGCCUCCCAUCCCCUCUGUGGAGACAGACAGUCAACAGACCCAGGGGGAGACAUGGGUCAAAGAGUGCAUAGCUGAACAGCACCUGCAGGUUUGGACCCCCCAAUAAUUUCAUUAUACCCUGUAGUGUAGCUCAGUGUCAACCGUCUCCGAGUGGGUAAUGCUGAUCUAGGAUCAGUUUUGCCUUUUAGAUCAUAAUAAAUAAGAUUACAUGAACAGGGUGUACCUGAUUGUAGAUCAGUACUCCUACUCUGAGACACUUGAUACUCCUAGAAUGAAACACCCACUCAAUCCAGCUCUUAUGGCCUCCAUUAAUCCACUUUAAUUUGCAGACAUGGAUGAAAUGGGUCUUGUAUAAGUUCUCUGAAUACUGUCAUUGUGGAACCAUUUAAAAAUAAACAACUAGGAAAACAUCUGAUAUUAUUUGUAGAGUUUCUGUUUAAGUAAAUAACAUUUUCCAAUAUUUUUCAGAGGCACGAGGAGCGAGAUGCGAAAAUCAAGAGUUUGUAUGUGAAUCUGAAGAAAUUGGUGCAGGCUGGUAGCCCAGAGGUAAAAUGAAUCAAGUUAACGUGUUUCUGUGACAGCUAUUUUCGUUUUCCCAUGCAAAAUAUGUAAUAACAUGUGAACUAAAUAAGUGUUUUUUCUGUUUGGCAGGUUUUACAAGAGGUGGUGACAAGCCAGGUGUCUUUAGAGGCCAAGAAACAGAAAGACAUCAGUCCUCCGCAUAACACCCCUCAGAACAGUAAGACCCUGAGGUCCAGCAGAGCCAAGCACAGUGAGGGGGAAAGAGGUAGGCUGCGUCUCAAAUGGCACACUAUUCCCUAUAUAGUGCACUACUUUUGACCAAGGCCCUAUAUAGGGAAUAGGGUGCCAUUUGGUAUGCAGAUGUAAGAGUAACAUUACAGACUCAAACUCCAGUAUGACCAUUCUAAUCAUCACAACACUGUUGUUAUUGGAGUAUAUUUGUGAUGAUCUUCUCUGUCUCUGAUCAGACUUCACUGCUACAGAGGAGUUCUAUGAAGAGAAGCUUGGGAAAAUGUGUUUCCGCCUCAUCGGCUUCAAGGCUCUGAUCCACCAGGUCGAGCCUGUCAGCGACAUGCUCAUCUCCCGGCAACAGGGGGGACAGGACAUCCGCAGCGCCAUCCGCCUGUUCCACACACAGCGUCCCGAGCCACCCAAGCUGCCUCACCCUCGGCCGCCCCUAAUCAACGUCGAGAAGCGUCUGAUGGGUCGCUGCCUCGGCUCCAUCAGCCUAGCCCCCUUCCAGGUGAUUAAGCGGGCCUACCGGAUGAGGGAGCAGGCCGAGGCCCUGCAGAGGAGGGCCCAGCAGGUGGCCCGUUCCCAGGCUCGGAGGGAGGGCGCCCAGGGCCAGCGCCACGGCCUCCUGGAGGCCCGCAGGAAGGAGGUGCUCCAGGUGAGAGAGAAGGAGCAGGAGGAGGUGGAGGGGGCCCUGGCCCUGCUGAGAGCCAGCCGGGACAGGGAGAUGCAGGAGGUCAGGCAGAGACACGCUGUGUUCCUGGAGGAGAAGAGGAGGCGGGCGUCGGAACGGGCCAUGGUUGUUGCUUUCAGCAGGCAGCAUGCGUUUCUGUCCAAGACGGUCAACAGGCAUGCUGUGCGGCAGAGGCAGAGUCACACCCAGCAGGAGAGGAGUGACAUGGUUGCCAGCAGCAAGCAGCAGGCCAGGAUUCAGAGGGAACUCAUAAUGGGGUGCAUAGAGGACAGGUACUGUACUUUAUAAAGCCUAAAUACUGUAGCUGCUUCAUGUGACAUAGAGAUGAUAUAACAGACCCUUUUUUCCACCACCUAUUUAGCAUGGCAUGCUUAUUGAUCAUUUGAGAGGCAUCUAUGAAGGCCUUAUAAAGGGUUUAUGAAGGCUUCAUAAAGCCUUGGAAGUUGUUCUUUUAAAGUGGGACCAUUCUCAUAAUGUUUUCUGUUUCGUAUUACAGGCAACAGUCUCUAAAGGAGGAGGCCAUUGCAUCCAGAGUGAACAGAGACACUUAUCUGGCCACGAAGCACACCUACCAACUCCUCCGAGCCCAGGAGAGAGUGGCCAGUGUGAAGGCCAGCCAUGCCAAGAUGGAGGUCCUGCAUCCUGUACCGGUCAACCAGACUGCCUGA